This is a messenger RNA of Passer montanus (Eurasian tree sparrow), 4612 nucleotides long. RefSeq names its product mitochondrial antiviral signaling protein (gene MAVS). The record is from RefSeq and is a predicted model, not a curated record. Bases 402 to 2303 code for a protein of 633 amino acids. Lineage: Eukaryota; Metazoa; Chordata; Aves; Passeriformes; Passeridae. The transcript is spliced from 7 exons.
GCCGCCCUGCUUGGCGGAUCUGCGGGCGGGGAACCUCCCGGAGCUCCCCCGGGGGCUGAAGGUCGCGCUGAGGGCGGGGGGGCCCCGCCGAGAGGGCGCGCAGAGCCGCGUCGCGGCCUGCGGGCCGCUGCUCCCUGUGGGAGGGAGCCCUGCGCCUUCCCCUUUGGCUUUUCCAUUGCUUGUGCGGGAUUCCCGCCGCGGCCUCUGGCGCUUGUCUUGGCCGUGCCGCCUGUUUUUUCCCUGUCGGCUGUGGUGACCCUGCCCCCAGCCCUGCCGGCGGAAUCCAAACUGGCAGGGUGGGAAUAAACACGGCGUGGGCGAUGGGAGAAAGAAGCGAGGUUUGUGGAAGUGAAGCCGAGCGUUGAACUUAAACCCAGAUGAAUUCUCUGUGCUGAGCCACGAUGGGUUUGGCUGAGGACAAAGUGUACACCCACAUUACGAGAAACCUCAAGAAGUUCGGCACUAUCCGAGUGGCGUCGCUGGCCGAUUCCCUGACCUGCCUGGUCGAUUCUGACAGAGAUGAACUCCUUGCCCGGGAGGAAACACGGGGCAACCAGGCAGCUGUGUUUAGGUUCUAUCAGCACCUGAGGUGCCGGAAGGGCUGGGUGCAGGAUCUCAUCCAGGCACUGCACCAGAACAACGCAGGACACUUGGCUGAUGAGCUGCAGGAAGUCUAUGAUGCCUGGCAGCCUCGACCUCGUUCCUCAGCUCCUGCUGCUCCCUCCUCCCUUCCCAGUGAUGCCCAUCCCCCUGUCUCCCCCAUCAGUGCCCAGACACCAUCCUUGGGGCCAAAUCCUGCCCCUCUGGCUGGGCAGCCACGCCGAGACCCGGCCACUGGUGACCACCCACCUGUGCUGCCCAGUGCUGCCAGCCCCACGAGCACGGGCCUGGAGGCCAGACUCCCUGUGCAGGAAUCGCUCCCCAAAAAACUCCCAGAGCAAGAGACUCCCCAGCCAGUUCCAGCUGGGAGCACAGUCCCUGUCGGAGCGAGCGGUGGGCACAGCGGAGAGGGGAAUCCCUCGCGUCCCUCCGGGGCCGUGCCGGUGCCAGUGGGGACACCAGAGGUGGCCGUGCCACCAGCCGUGUCCCCGGAGCAGGGCCGGGACUGGCUGAGCCGCCGGCCCGUGUGCGUGGACAACGGGUUUUUUGGGAAUGCCAACCACCUGCACCGCGGCACGCCCGGCCUGGCCCUGGGCAGGUCUGUUCCGUCGAGGGAUGCAGGUGCCACUCACAGCCCUGGGCAGCCCAGGAACGAGCCCGAAGAGAGCUCGGAUGUCUCCACGGAGUCACCGCCGGGGCUGGAGGGGGCCACUCGUGGUGUGGGGCAGCAGCCCCCAAACUCAGUGCCAAAAAAGCAGCCUGUGCCAAGCUCUGGGCAUGGUGAGCCCACGGGCAGCUUCGUGGAUGUGCGCAGCCCCCUGCUCAUACAGGAGCAGUUUGAUGUGGAGAGGAAGCGGGUCGGGAUGCUGCCGGAACACCCAGGGAGUGCAGGUGCUUCGAUGGAAACAACCCUGGCUGCUACCCCUGUGCCCAGAGACACUUUCCCAUCCCGUGACACCUCUGUCAAGUCUCUUACGCAAGAGAAGAAACUGCCUGUUGGGAAUACAGCCAGCAGCACCCCCUCUGUGCCAACGAAGGAGAAAGUGCUCCCGGCCUCGGCACACCCUGCCCUGGGCACAGCUGUGGUGGGCGGCUCCGAAGAGAGAGAUGGGAGAUCAGCAUCCCGGGUGAGCUCUGCCACGAGCAUCUGGGUGUCUCACGGUGAUGAGGAGAGGGAAGAGGAGCUCAGCAAGCCAGGUGUCCUUGUGUCCACGCCGCAGGGCAGCCCAGAGGUGGCUGGCAGAUUUCCGAGCUCUCAGGAGCCCAGCAACCCCUGUUCCACCACCUGCAGCAGCCUCGGCCUCAGCAGCGACCCAAUCCUGGUGAGCAGGGAUAGCCUGAGCUCAGGAGCAGCACUGCCCAGAGUCUCCUCAGUUCCUGCAGCCCCCAGAGAAAAGGAGGCAUCUGGAGCAAGAAGAGACUCCUGUCCUGCUCCGAGCUGGAACAGCAGCUCCCUGGGCACCCACGAGCUCCGUGUGGAUCAUCACCCCAGCGUCCAUCUUGGAGCCGGCAAUGACGGAGUCAGUGCCCUUGGAAGCUCCCUGAAUUCCAGCCCUGGCAGUGGCCGUGACGCUGCCACCAGCUCACCUCAGGCCAGAGUCCCAAAGGGGGACAGCAAUGGCCUGUCCCUGCUGUACAUCCUUCCAGCCAUCGGUCUCAUUUCUGCCGUGGCAUUCGCCGUGUACACCCGGCUGCGGAAAUAGUGCAUGGGACACCACGGCUGUGACACAGCCAGGGGGAUUCCUCUGGCAGCAGGAUUUUGGCCAAUGCAUUUGAAGCCUGAAGAGUAGCAGGGGGCAGUCGCGGCGUUGUUAAAUCUUUUUCUGGAAGGUUCUGCUAGAAGAGGCCUUGGUACAUGAUGCUGUUGGGUUUGGGUCCAUUCCCUCCCAUUUCCCAGCCAUCUUGGCUGUAGCCUUCUCUUUUCCUCCACCCCUGGAGGAGAAGAUCUUGCUCCAAAAUGAUCUAUUGAGUCAAAAAGGAAAGCACUCAUGGUGAUUUUCCAUGUCUUCCUUGUUUGGUCCCAGGAAGCCUCAGGGAAACGUAUACUGGUGAUCCAAAGGGUGACCUCCAGUCCCUUUGUGCAAUGCAGCCAGGAGAGGUUGUGCAGAUAUCUUGUAACAGCAGAGCUGAUUUUCUUGGCUCUGCUCAUCUUGGGUUGAAAAUGUGCCCAAGGGUGGGUGCAGCAGCCUCCACUGGACGUCUGUUGAGUUUGCCUUGGUGUCUCUGGCUCUGCUGCUCUUUCUGGGAUUGCUUUGUGUAGUACUGACCCUGGGGAUAAACGUGAGGGUCAGGAAAGAGCUGCAUCUAGCCAGCAUUGUCAAGGAUCAGCCUCAUUUCACCCCCUCCAGCCAGGGAAAGGGGUUUCUGUUUUAAGAGGAAUGUUUCAGGCAGUGCCAACUUCAAGGAGCCUUGGUCCCACAAAAGGUUCUUGGGUGUCUGAUUUUUAAGCUGGAUUUUUGGAGCUUGGUUGGAAGGGUAGGUGGAGUUCUUGCCCUUCCUGUUGCUAUGGGAUAGGGGUAUAGAAACUUUCUGGCCAGGCUGGGACACAAACAGGAUUAGCUGUGACUGCAGGGAGGCCAUAUCAGAGUCUGAGGUGCUCUGAGCUAUGGGGAGACCUUGCAGCACCUUCCAGUGCCUAAAGGGCUUGGAACAGACUGCUCUUGGGGAAGGUGUCCCUGCCCAUGGCCCUUCCAACCCCAGCCAUUCUGUGAUUCCAAAAUACAGUGAAGCAGCAGCAGCUGCAAUUACAUUGCUCCAGGUUGCUCCAAGCCCAUUCAGCUUGGCCUUGAACUCUUCCAGGGAUGGGGCAGCCACAGCUGCUCUGGACAGUCUGUGUGAGUGUUUCACCUCCCUUGCAGGGAAGAAUUUCUUCCCAGUAUCCCAUCUAUCCCUGCCCUCUGACAGUGGGAAGCCGUUCCGCUUUGUGCUGUCUCCAGGUCCUUGUCCAAAGUCCCUCUCCAGCUCUCUUGUAGCCCCUUGAGAUACUGGAAGCUGCUGGAAGGUCUGAGUGUUCUCCAGGCUGAGCACUCCCAACUCUCCCAGCCUGGCUCCAGAGCAGAGGCUCAGUCCUGUGGCCUCCUCUGGACUCAUCCAGCAGCUGCACAUCCUUCUGUUGGACACAGCACUGCAGGUGGGGUCUCACCUGAGGAGAGCACAGGAGCAGAAUCACUUCCCUCAUCCCCCUGUGUCCAGUAACUUAUUCAUCCUGAAUUCCUGCCAUCAGCCCAGCUUCCCAAAAUCUGCUCUUCCUGCUGGCAGGGAGCUCAGCCCUCUGGGGCCUGGCUGCAAGGUGCAGCCACCACACCUGGAGCUUGGCCUGUGGUGGGAAAGGUCCAUCAGCCCUCAAUGGCUGCUCCUCCCUCCCAGUAGUUUCCUUCUGCCCAAAAAUCCAAGAAGUGCCUCCAUAAAACUAAGGACAGCCAAAGAUGCAGGAGGGAGGUGCUGACUGUGGUGUGUCAGGGCUGCUUUCCAGAAGAGCUCGAGGUGUUCAUCCCUUGCUCAGUGCUGAAGGAGGAAGGGACAGUCCUGUGAAAACUCAGCCUCUGCCAGGAGAGGGAAUGUGGGGCUGCUCUUCCCAUUACAGAUAAAAUGGUUAUCACUCCCUGACAGGCAGCACAGGAAGGGACUUGCCUUCUCCACACUUGCUGUAAUUCAGGGCAGAUCCAUGAGAUCCCAAACCAGCUGCAUCCAUGCCAAGGCCCUCUUCUCUGAUGCUUUUCUUGCCUGUGAGAUUCUUCCCAUGUUUUUCCAUACAUUUAAGCAACAGCUUGUACGCUUUGCCUUUUCAUGUCGGAUUUCUCUUGUGAAACAGCUGGUUUGUCACCACCUCAGCCUGGGGAAAGCACAUUCGGAUUGCUGCUGUGAAGUGCCAGGAUUUUCACAGUUGUUACGUAGCACUUUAAAGCCUCAUUGGCAGGAGAUGGUGCAGGAGGGAGCUGUGUCCCAGCACAUCUUUUACUAACAGGCUAAAAAGCCUUUUACUAACUAUAAUAAAUUGGUUUGAUGCUUCACA